Messenger RNA from Lottia gigantea (owl limpet), 1089 nucleotides. RefSeq lists its product as hypothetical. The transcript has 2 exons. NCBI's taxonomy places the organism in Eukaryota, Metazoa, Mollusca, Gastropoda, Lottiidae. The record is from RefSeq and is a predicted model, not a curated record. Bases 1 to 1089 code for a protein of 362 amino acids.
AUGACGACGUUUAUAAACAAAGCGAAACCUUUUUUCGUGGACCAAAUCGGAGACACCUUACAAGGGGAUAUCGAUAUGAACAAUUUCAAAAUAACUAAUUUAAAGUUUUCAGGAAACGAUAACGAUGCCGUGAACAAGAAAUAUUUACUGGAUCAAAUUAAAAUAGAUAAGGACCAUGUUGAAAAUAGAAUAACUGACGUGAAAAGAUACCUCAGACGAAAUAUUAAAAAUCUUGUGGACGAACCCAAACUACAACAAGAGUUAACGAGUUUGAAACGUCUUAUUCAAGUGGAUAAAACAAGUCAGUUGCAAAAUUUAAUAUCUAAAUUAGACGAUAAGAUUACGAAGACAAGAGAGAAAGUUGACCAAAUUAGAAGCUAUUGUCACGGACAAAUCGUAUUAUUUCAUCUUCCAUUCGAAAGUGACACUGUCUUCGAUAGAAAAGACCAAAGUUAUAAAUCAAACAAAUACGGAUUCAAAGCAGAAAUAAAAGUGGGUUCUCUCGAAUACGGAGAACCUAAAAACGUAUUCGAUAUCGGCGAAACGGAAGCGUUUACUUUUCGAGGUAAUUGUCUGAUUCAAAUAGAGUUUCCCAUGAAGGUUAAAGUCAAUGAAGUAGUCUUCAAACAAACCGGUAAGGCCGUCAAACAUAUUUCAUUAUUCAAUGAUGGUAAUUUGGGAGAGAAUAUACGUUUGAUUGAUAAAAGGGAUCAGGAAAUUGAAACGAAAAAUGGUAAAUAUGUAGACACCUUUAAAAUGGAAGUAGAAAAUGAUAAGGAUAUCAAAGAUUUAGAUAUGAUAUUGGAGACGGAAAAUCCACCAUCAACCAACAUUGUCAAAAUUCCACGACGCUUACACGCACACGGAAAAAUAGAAUCGAGCAGUCACGAGUUUUUACGAACAACAGACUUUGGAUACGUAAAACUGUAUUUCGCUUUAGGUGAAAAAUACACCUCGAUCGAUGUUCAUAAAAGUCAACAAGAACGAGAGUUUAUAGUACAUUUAACGUUUGCCGAAGGUUCCGACUCCAUCCUUGUUGCUGGUGGUUAUAUUUUUAGAGCCAAGAUAAACAUCGAAAAAAAAAAUUAA